AUGGAAUGGCAAAGCGUAGGUAUAGUGUACAUACAAACAUAUAACCAUUUUUUCCAUUAUUGCCAUUUUUGCAGCGUCGGAAAUAACCUGUUGAGCAUGCUGUCCUACAACAACGAGGAGUACGUGUUAAGGUUGCACAGGUCAAGCGUCUACUUCGUUCGAGCUGAACUGGCCAAGCAAGCGGAGGCAAUAAUAAAUAAAAAUUCACUGAUAUCCCUCGGAAUAUGCCUCGGGAAAUUCACCAAAGCAAAUAACUUUUUCAUAAAAAUUACGUCCCUGUCAUUUUUAAACGAAUUUUGCAUUCACAAAAUUUGGCUGAAGGAAUCUGGGGAGAAGAACUUUCUGUUUGGCAAUAACGUAUUGAAGAGUCACCUGCUAAAAGUCAGCGACAAUAUAAAAAAGGGAGACGGAAUUAUCGUCCUUUCGAUGAACGACAGCCCCAUAGGCUUUGGCAUAUCCAUAAGGAACACCCAGGACAUCAAAAUUUUAAAUGUUACCGACAUUGUUCUCAUUCACCAGGGGGACGUGGGUGAGUACUUAAGGAGCGAAGCAACCAUAUAA
This is a messenger RNA of Plasmodium vivax (malaria parasite P. vivax), 561 nucleotides long. RefSeq lists its product as hypothetical. Gene Ontology annotation, biological process: ribosome assembly. Bases 1 to 561 code for a protein of 186 amino acids. The transcript is spliced from 5 exons. NCBI's taxonomy places the organism in Eukaryota, Apicomplexa, Aconoidasida, Haemosporida, Plasmodiidae. Gene Ontology annotation, cellular component: nucleus. The record is from RefSeq and is a predicted model, not a curated record. Gene Ontology annotation, molecular function: RNA binding.